UCUCACAUCCAGACCUCUGGCAAGGUCAAGCAACUAGCCCACGUUUUCCCACCCAACUCCCAUCCGCCUUCCGUCGAAGACUUCUUUCGCGGGCGUGGGUCCCUCGCCAGAGCUGGCCGGAUCAGUGGCAUGGCGGAGACCCGCGCGCUGCGCUUCAAAGUGGGCGACCGGGUCUCCUGCAACAUGGGCUCCGAGGGCUGGGCCCACGGAAAGGUGGUGGCACUCCACUACCGGGAGGACCACUGGCCGCCCGGGAAGGAAGCACCAUACCAGGUGGAGCUGGACCCUUCCUUCGGGGGCGCGUUGAUCUAUGCGCCCGCGGACGUGGCGCGGGUGAUCCGCCAGGAACUGGCCAGCACCUUCUCACUGCCGGAGGAGAAGGACGCCCGGCCAGGGGCCGAAGUGGUGGAAGCGUUGCGCUCUGAGGUGGCCAGACUUCAGGAGGAGCCCGGUGUCUUGCGCGCCCUUGGCCCGGAACUCAUGGCUGUGGCGGAGGAUGGUGCAGAGCUUUUCGUGCCGACAGAGUCUACCGGGCCUUGGACCGUGACUUUGGUCGUCACAGGCCCAACUGGCACCGCGUACGAGGCAUACCUCCGACUGCAGCUCAAAGCGAACUCGGCGUGGCCGAAGGCUCCAGCAGAGGUACGCGUCCACAGUUGGAUUCACAACCCAUUGAUCAGCAAGGAGGGCGUCUUGGACGAAGCUGCGUUGGCCGAGGCCCUCGCAGACCACAGCGAUGCCCUUUCUCCGCUGUGCCGCACGCUGCGCGCGGCGAGGGCGCUUCUCAGUGCGCCGGGGAUCGAUGAGGAGGAGGCAGAGGAUGCCGCGGAGUCGAACCGCCAGCGCUGCGAGGUGGUGGCGCAGUACAGCCACCUGCGAAAGCACCGGAACCUCUUCGAGUUGGACGCCUACUCGGCGGAGACGCUGCAUCCGGAGUUCUGGAAGGCCUUUUCCGAGAACACGGCGGAAGCUUGGUCGGCGAUCAUGACCUCCGAAGCGAGCGAAGUCUAUUCCUUUCCGUUGUUUAACCGCGACUUUUGCGCCGCCUUCAUUGAAGAGAUGGACUCAUUCCAUGGCAGUGGCUUGCCCGCCCGGCGCCCGAACAGCAUGAACAACUACGGCAUCGUCGUGAAUGAGAUCGGCAUGGAGCCAGCCCUGGACCAGCUGGUCCACACGUUUCUGCAACCGGUGGCGCAGCACCUCUUCCGCGGCGUGGGGUCCCACGUUGACCGGCACCACACCUUCGUCGUCCGCUACAAGGUGGGCGAGGAUUUGGGCCUGGAUAUGCACACCGAUGACAGCGACGUCACCUUCAAUGUUUGCCUGGGGAAGGACUUCAAGGGUGCCGGCCUGCAGUUCUGCGGCAACCAGGGGGCACCGGACCACAGGCACGCCAGCCUUUGCUACCAGCAUCAGCUGGGGCGCUGCGUGGUGCACCGGGGCCACCGUCGCCACGGGGCGGACGACAUCACGGAAGGCGAGCGCCUGAACCUCAUCCUCUGGACCCGUAACAUUGAGUACCGACGGUCUCGGUACUGGUCCAGACACAAUCUCCAGAGCCGCUCGACUGGGUACCAGCGCGAGACUGGGCCCCCGGACAAAGUUUGCCUGUCUUUCACCCACGACCGCGACUACGGUGUCUUUAAGGAGUAUGCGGGACGCACCAAGAUGCAGCAUUGUGGCAAGGGCUGGUGCCCUCCACACCAUGCCGAGUAUGCCGACUUUCAGGCUGAGCAGCCUCUGGAUUAGACGCUGGGCAUCUCCUUGUACAGUUGCUCGUGGCCAGGCAAUACUCGCCAUGCUUGCCCGCCUGGGCAAGCCAAGGGGUCAAUGUGGGUUUCUUGGAUGGAUCGUUCGAG
Effrenium voratum is the source of this 1859-nucleotide messenger RNA. The record is from the annotation of a GenBank genome assembly. Lineage: Eukaryota; Dinophyceae; Suessiales; Symbiodiniaceae.